UUUAAAAUUAAAUCCGUACCAUUGUUUUUCAGAUGUAGGGCAUGAAAGAGGCUGCAAAAGUAUUCCAUUUAAAACUAUGAAUGUCCCUAAACCACCGUUUUCUAGUCUAGAUUAUUUACAAAUUUCCCUGUCUUAGUUGUGAGUCUUCAAGUUAAAAACUUUAUUAAAUUCUGAGAUUGUCUUAGUUUGGAUUUAAUAUGAGGGUGAGGAAGUGGAGGCACUGUUUUCUCAACAGACUCUGUCCACGGCCACCCCAGCAAACCCAAUUCGCUCUAUGCUUUUCAUGCUACGUACUCAACCCACUUAAGCAGAAGCCUUUGUUUAAAUGAUGUGCUUUGUCAAUCUCCAUUUAGUGGCUUCUUUACGACAAACUCUGGCCUUUGAAUAUUAACCGUGUGAUCACUCUUGCCACACAGGCAGCGGCCCAGGACCCCCUAUCGACACAGCCCGGCUUUGUGUUUAAAACUACGCUUUGGCUUAAAGACUUUAGCGGGUCAACAAGUUAAAGAGAAUUUUCCUUUCCAAUGCAGACUACUAAAAAAAACAAGUUGAUGGAAAAUCCUCACAUCUCGACCGUAAAUAAAAGAAAAAAGAGAACACGUUUGAUUAGCCCCCGUCUAUCCACGUCACUGUGGGGUUGUAAACCUUUAGUAGAGUGCGACUGUAGGUCUAGCAGCGGUUGUAAGAGGGUAACAGUGGGUGGGGGAGUCUCACUGCAGUGUUUUUGCAGGCCAAUGACCCUCUUUAUUGAGUCAGGAAAUCCUAAUUGGAGUCGGAAGAGUCUUUAGUGGCCAGAUGCGUAAAGACUAACAGAGAUGACCCAGCCCCCUCUAAGGACAAUCGACCACCAGCUCUUCAGCCUCUCUCCCAACCUGCUGUGUUAAAUAAAAACGCACAAACAGAAUAUGCAAGGCCGUGUCCCCUCUGUCCAACCGAGGAAAUGCUACCUGACGGUGCAAAUCCAUCCACAGGCACAUGUGCUGUGAUCAAAGAUAACUUGGUGAACAAAGCAACCAAAUCGUGUGUUCGAGGUUCAUGAGGACGACAGAGGUCGGUCAUGUGAUCAAGUCAAGCUUAGUAGAAAUUCUUUAAAAACCAGUACAUACAGUCUAUAAAUGUUGAGACUGAUGUGGCUGCUUUAACAUGAAGAUGAACAUUUUUACGAGUGAUUGCUUCCACGUGUAUCCUCUCAGCUCUUCCCCUUUAUUUGCUGACUACUCGCUCUCCCACGAUGCUGUGUGAGGUAAAACUGUGCGAAUCCGAACCUUGUUCUAACUCAGUGUAUUUUACUUUCAAUUUAAAGUGGAGUACCCAGAUGUUAUUGUUUGCUAGUAGGCAAAUUAAAGGGAAUGUCUGUGUUACCUUUUGUUUUGUUGCCAAUCCUUAUCAGGCGGUUUAACCAAAGCCAGAGAUCCCUGUCGGUAUAUCUGGGCACCCGCACAUUAUCCAAGUGAGGCUGUGAAAGUAGGAAAGAUCUGAGGAAGCUGGACUCGAUUUGGAAAUACCUCCCCAGACCUGCUAUCCCAGUCUGGAAUCAGAAGAGCCAGGUUUGUGUUCAUGUGUGUGCCGUUUCACACAUACAGAUACGUCUAUCCGUGUGUUUAUCCCCCAAACUGAGUCAAAGCCACACUGACCAACAUACUCCACCAGACCAACAUGAAAAUCAUGAUUCAGGAAUAUCAAUAGUUGUGCAUGUGAUAGUUUUACAGUGUCUUUUUCGCCCUGCAUCUGGGCAAAAUAAUCUUACGUAUUAAUUUGUUUGUUUCCGGAUUAAAUUCUGCAGCACCAAGAAAAGCAGACUAAACUUUUGAAAUUGGUAUCACUUUCGAAUCAUCUUUUGAUGAUUGAAAAGGGGUUAAUCUAACAUUUAAGCAAACCUUUAACCUGUUUUCACUUUUGUGUAACCCCACUGGGACUUCAAAGUGAGAUUAAGAAGCAAAGACGUUGCAGGGCUAAUGCUUGCUGCCACCGCCUCCCUGAACUCUGGGGUGAGUCAUGUAGUACUUGGUACUGCCAUCUCAUGUGUUUUGCUUUACUUUCCUCUUUUUAAAGAAACAACAACCUGUUUUUUUUCUUUCACAAAGAUGUGUAAAUGCGUACAGUGGAAUGUUUUUGCCCUCUUGUAACAGAACUCCUAAUAAUUCCUUAAUCUCUGUUACAAAAUCAAAGCUGGAUAAAUAAUUGGAUAAAAUGUGAAUUUGUACAGCAUUGCUGAGGCUCUCUAUGUGGACUAUAAAGCUUGCUGUCUCUCAGUGGAGGCAUUUCCUAGUAUUCUGAGAAAAGCUCUGUAAUCUAAGUGAGAGACUGAAUAGAAAGUGAAGUUUCCUGAGAGAGGUUUAUUUUGGCACAGAGAAAUAUAACAUGCCUUGCAGUUCAAACACAAUAAAACCUUAAUCUAAAGGGUCAUAACCUGCUAAUUACCGGGGCCCCAUAAGUGAUGAUGACCGUCAGUCAGCGCGUCCUGUGAAAGAGGCUACCUGAGUCGGACCAGGUGACAAGUGCCAGGACCGCUCCAGCACCUUAGAUGAAAGGUCGUUGUUAUUGGUCUGCGUCCCAGGUCAUGGGGGAUUUCAGCACUUUAGAGGGACUUCUAGCCUCUUGGUUUUCACCCUGUGCAUCUUUGUUAGACCAGGGAGGAGAUCCAGACAUCAUUUCCCACGUCUAAUAAACCAUCUGCUCUCCAUCUCAGGUUCUCCACAGCCUUCUCCUCAAAGCACACCUUCUACACUAACAGAUCAGAAGACCCAUUAUAAGGAUUCAGCCUAAAAUAGGGACAUAUUACACUUUCAUAGCAUCUCAUCAAAACAUUUUAAAGUCUAAUCUGGAAUUAAAAAAGGAAAAUGACAAAUCUUCAGGAAAAAAAAACUAACAACAAGUAAAUAAAAAAAAAAAGUCAUGAUUGUUGACUUUUUUUUCUGUCGUCAUCAAUCUCAUACUUCAAAGUGUUCAACCUACUUGAAAAUGACCCGAGAUCGAGGAGUCUCACCUGACAGACUUCUAUCCGCCCAUGGGAAAACUGGGAGGAUACAGCACCGGAGGCGCGCCUGCGCGUUCACGGGGAAGAGUGUGGAAGUUUCCCUGAGGUCCGACUGAAGUGGGACCAGGGACUCCGGCGAAUGAAGCGCCACGGUCUGCCGGAAUAAAGAAGACAUAAACAGAAAACAAGUUUAAAUUGAUACCUGCAUUUGGAGUCAGAUCUUUGGACUAACAGAGAACUGACAGUAGGGGGGAAUACUGGAAACUUUACCGGAGCUCUGUAAUCUGUAAAACCACUACUAGACCUCCCCCGUGCCUCACCCAACUGUCUGCAACCAUCAGGAGAUCUACAUGGACCUCAGCAGCCUGAGCACGCAGCUGGUCCUGACGCUGCUCAAGUGACCACCAUGGAUUCACAUCAGGUGCUAGUCGCCCCUCCUCCACCCCCACCCCCACCGCCCCCUCCUCCCCCACCCCCUCCUGCAUCUCUGAGCCGGGUGGACAGCGCUCGAAGUCGGCUGAAGAAGCUAAACUGGGAGCGCAUCCCUAAGGAGAAGGUGGAGGGGAGGAAGAGCGUGUGGAAUGGGGCAGUCCCUGGCGAAGAUGAGUUCCUUAUAGACCUCAGCUCUCUGGAUGAACUUUUCGGUCAGAAGGAGAGCAAGCCAAGGGACAGAACCAGCACCCUGAGGCGGCGAUCAGCGAUGAUGCGCUGUAGGUCCCCACAGGACCCUCCUAUGCAGAUUUCUCUGUUGGACUCCAAACGCAGUAUGAACAUCGGAAUUUUUCUACGGCAGUUCAAAAUGCCUGCUAAAGAGAUAGUUAAAGACAUCAAGCAGGGUUCUGGAGACCACUACGGAGCUGAGAAGCUUACCGAGCUCUGCAAGCUGCUGCCUGACAGUGAGGAGGAGUCUCGGCUGAGGAGGUUCUGUGGGGAACGGAGCUUCCUCGGAGAGCCAGAUCUUUUCAUGCUGCUGUUAGUUGAGGUACCAAGUUUUCGGCUUCGUCUCGACGCCAUGAUCCUGCGGCAGGAGUUUGACCCAGCUGUGACCUCUCUGUGUGUGGCAGCCAGAUGUCUCAGGGAGGCGGCGAGAGAACUACUGAGCUGUCCCGAAUUACACUCCAUCCUCCGUUUGGUGCUGAAAGCCGGGAAUUAUAUGAAUGCUGGUGGAUACGCUGGGAACGCUGCUGGUUUUCGAAUUUCAUCGCUUCUCAAACUGGCUGACACCAAAGCCAACAAGCCAGGCAUGAAUUUGCUGCAUUUUGUUGCCAUGGAAGCUGUGAAAAAAGACCAGAGUUUACUUUCAUUUCCCAGCCAACUAGGACAUGUCGGCUCUGCGUCCAGGUUAAGUGAGGAAGGUGUGCUGGACGACUUAUCGAAGUUAAAGAGCAGGGUGGCCACUCUCAAGGAAAAUGUACAAACUGAGGUGGAAAUUCUGCAGCAGACCCAGUCUUUUCUGGAGAUGGCAGAGGAGCGUCUGAGGGAGGCAGACGAUGAGAUAGAAGGUAUGAGGAUGUCAAGUCAAGCUCUGGUGGAGUUCUUCUGUGAGGACGACAGCACUUUCAAACUAGAGGAGACCUGCAAAGUCUUCCAUUUGUUUUGUCAUCGUUUCCAAAGAGCUGUCAAGGAAAAUGAAGAACGGGAGCUGAAAGAGCAGAAACGUCUGGAACGUCAGCGAGAGAUGUUGGAAAAGCGCCGUUCUCUGGCUGUGUGUACAGGACUCGACCUUAGCCUGAGUCUUGCCAGAGAUCCCCCUCUCCAGGAGAACCAAGACGAGCUGGAGAAACUCCUUGAAAAGAAUCUGAGCUACUCUUGGAGUCGGCGAAGUCUUAGAAGUUCAGAUUCCCGCAGAUACGCACACCACCUCCAAAGCCACCUCCACAAUUCAGCGAUGCUCAAGAGCUUCGCUGUGUUGGGGAGCAGCCCGUCUUCGAGCAGCUAUCACUCCAACAGCUCCUCGGACCACGAGACCAGCGCUAUACUCUGCAGCUCGCCAGAGACCGACGGCACCUGCUCCAGCGUCGAAGCAGAUCCUGUUGUGGAAAAGGAGAGCAGAGAAACGAAUCAACCUCACGUAGUAACAUUUAGUCCUCCCAAACACAAAGGUGGCUUCACUGUGAAGCCGCAUGGGCAUGAGAGCAUUUCUUAUGUGCUGGAAGGCCAACAUAAGACAAUGGGACCUGAGAAAGAUCAAAACUUUUCUGCUUUGAACAAUUCCAGCACACACUCUUCUGUUUUAAACACGAACUUACCACCCCUGUGUGUUAAAAAUCAGGCCUCUGCUUACAAGCAAAGAUUUGAAACGGACACAAAUUUUCCUGUUGAGGGUGAAAGCGAAGCUUCUUGUGUCAGCAAUGCUGUGCAGCAGUCAAGUCAAGCAGGUGAAAUGCCAUCACAAAGUGACAACGAGACUUUGAAGCAUCUGAGAGACGAUCCCAAACCACAGUCAUCUCUAGAAGAAGUACAUACUCAACCACAGAAAACAGAUGUUCGAGCAAAUGUUCCUGAUGCAGCUUUAACUACAGAAGUGGGUUUUACACCAGUGGAGGAGAACUGGAUGCCCCCCAGUCUUCCUGAUUUCAGUCAGCCACAGCCAGAGAAGGCUUUGGACUCAUCACAGGCUGAGAAGGAGAUGACAAAGUCUUACUCGCGUGUCGGUGAAACACUGGAGUGCCACGCUUUGGUGAAAGGCCUCCGAUCCUAUGAAGCGAUGUCACCCCCGACCUCUCCUCUCCCACGCCCCACACCAAGCCUCUGCUCCAAGUGGAAGAAGGAGAGGGAGGUUGACCUCAGAGAAGGCACCACGCCAGGCUCACAAGCGUCAAAGGAGGAGACCAGAAGCAUGAAGAUCUCUUUCCGCAGUGGAAUAGGGGUUAAGAGAGGUCUUGUGCCACGCACAGCCUCUUCCAAUGGCUCGGCCUUUCCCACUCUGCGCUCCAAAACCGAGCCCUCUACAAGGCUGUCAAUUCAACGCAGCACGUCGGUGCGAUCACCCCCCACAGCUCGGCCAACUCUCCUUCAGGCAGAGGCGAGAAGAAGUAGCAGCACACGAGAGAGAGCAGGAAAUGAAUCACAGACUCCCAGCAGACCCCCUCUGAACCAAAAGGCUUCAGACAGAGCUGUGUCAGACCAGCAACCUCCUAGCAGCCAGCCCGCGUUCGUUAGAGGCGCUCCUGUGCGAGUGUCUAAACGUCUUGCUCCCAAGACAGAGACCCGAAUUUCCUCCCAGCCUCGUACGCUCAACAGUCCUUCCUCAACCUCGGCGAAGACCAUACGAACGACCGUCAUUUCAGCUGCCCGCAAUAAAACCAGCAAAUCGACAAGCGUGUCUCCUACUGGCUCCAAGAACCCAACAACUACAGGGAUACCCGGUCCUAAAAUGUCUCGACCUGCUGCUGCUCAGCCCCUGUGGAGGUGAUAAAAAUUCUUCCUGGUGAAGUUUGCAAAGAUUUCUGCUUAAAUGGAUUAGCAGUUUUCUACAGGCCUCAUCUCUGCUUAAGUGAACCGUUUUUUGUUUUUUUUGUAGUUUUGAGUACUUGAGGUUUUUACAUAUCUUACGAAAAGCUGCACUGAAAUCACUGGGAGUAAUUAACAUCAGCCUUAUGUUUUACAAUGUAGUGGAAUCCUAUACACUCUACCUCUCCCCCCCCCCCCCCCCCCCCCACUUGUUUCUGUCCUUUUGCAGGCAACAGGGCAGCAAAAGAUCUCUCACUGGAAAAGUUGAAAUGUAGAUGAGCUAAAAUGCUUACUUCACGACUUUUAAAUUCUACCACUCUUGAAAACCUGUUUAGUCUGGAAGAAAAGUCUUUUAGGAAGUAUCUCAAAUAUUGCAAACACUGUGGCCUUUCCCUGGAGCGAUCAGUGUUGUCAAAUGAAACGCGGUACAUUAUUUAAGUCUUUGUUCUCUUGAGGGAAAGGCCUCAUCUCAAUGAAGCACUUUAAAAACUGAGAAAGUGGCCUUAGAAUGACGGCCAUUGUUGACUUUUUACAAACUUUGUUUUUUUAUGAACAUCUUUUAACUUUAUUGAAUAAUAUGAUUUCACUGUAUCAUGUGGAGCUUUUGUAAAUAAGACAGGAAGAAUAAAGUUGGGAAAAGAA
Messenger RNA from Oryzias latipes (Japanese medaka), 7072 nucleotides. It is a transcript of the gene fhdc2, whose product is annotated as FH2 domain containing 2. Lineage: Eukaryota; Metazoa; Chordata; Actinopteri; Beloniformes; Adrianichthyidae. The record is from RefSeq and is a predicted model, not a curated record.